Messenger RNA from Colletotrichum graminicola M1.001, 9066 nucleotides. RefSeq names its product beta-ketoacyl synthase domain-containing protein. Gene Ontology annotation, biological process: secondary metabolite biosynthetic process; fatty acid biosynthetic process. Gene Ontology annotation, molecular function: fatty acid synthase activity; 3-oxoacyl-[acyl-carrier-protein] synthase activity; phosphopantetheine binding. The record is from RefSeq and is a predicted model, not a curated record. The transcript has 14 exons. Lineage: Eukaryota; Fungi; Ascomycota; Sordariomycetes; Glomerellales; Glomerellaceae. Bases 1 to 9066 code for a protein of 3021 amino acids.
AUGCCUUGCAGUACCACAACUUUCAAGCCAAAGGAGCCCAUUGCCGUCGUUGGGAUCGGCUGCCGGUUUCCCGGCGGCGCAAGCAGCCCUUCUAAACUGUGGGAGAUUCUCGAAAAGCCCAGGGACCUCCUCAAGAAGGUGCCCAUUGACCGGUUCAACAUCGACUCGGUCUACCACGCAGACGGCUCAUUCCACGGACGGACCAACGCGCCAUACGCCUAUUUCCUCGAUGAAAACAUUCGCGCGUUUGAUGCAAACUUCUUCAACAUUCAACACCACGAGGCGGAGGUAACCGACCCCCAGCACCGGCUACUUCUCGAGACCGUAUACGAGGCCUUGGAAGCGGCCGGAAUCCGUGUCGAAGACCUCCGAGGGUCCCCUACCGCUGUUUACUGCGGGCAGAUGAUGAACGACUACAAGGACUUGGUCAACUUUGACCUUGACGGUCUCCCGACAUACGCGGCAACAGGCACGGCAGCAAGCAUUCUUUCGAAUCGAGUCUCAUACUUUUUCGAUUGGCACGGGCCAAGUAUGACCAUUGACACAGCGUGCAGCUCAUCUCUGGUUGCUGUCCACCAUGCAGUCCAACAGCUUCGAACCGGCUCUAGCAAGGUUGCCAUCGCGGCAGGGGCAAAUCUGAUACUGGGCCCAGUUCCUUUCAUCGUUGAAAGCAAGAUGAACAUGCUUUCGCCCACGGGGAGAUCAAGCAUGUGGGACGAAAAGGCCAACGGCUAUGCCCGCGGAGAAGGUGUUGCUGCUGUUGUGCUCAAGACUCUUAGUCAGGCACUGAGCGACGGUGACAACAUUGAAUGCAUUAUCAGAGAGACUGGCGUUAACCAAGAUGGUCGAUCCCCCGGCAUAACAAUGCCCAGCCACCGAGCACAGGAGGCCCUGAUCCGUGAGACGUACGCGGCAGCAGGGCUCGACCUGUCCCGUGCCGAGGACCGAUGCCAGUAUUUCGAGGCUCACGGAACCGGAACCUCUGCAGGAGAUCCACAGGAAGCUGAGGCUAUAGCACGAUCCUUUUUCGGGAGCAGGGGACGAUCUCCGGAAGAAGCACCGCUGUACGUGGGCAGCAUCAAGACAGUCAUAGGUCACGCGGAGGGCACCGCGGGCGUCGCCGGACUUAUAAAGGCGUCCCUGGCGAUGCAGCACCGAGUGAUACCGCCAAACAUGCUCUUCGAUAAGCUUUCUCCUAAGGUGGCCCCGUUCUACCAGAAUCUCCACGUUCCCUCUAAGGCGCAGCCGUGGCCAGAACUCCCUCCGGACGUUCCGAUAAGGGCGAGCGUCAACUCUUUCGGUUUUGGAGGCACCAACGCGCAUGUCAUCCUCGAAGCCCAUCCCGACUCGGAGCUACGUCUGCGACGGACAUCCCAGUGCUCCUCUGCAGUGCCGAUAUGGCCCAUUCCCAUAACUGCGAACUCGGAGCUCUCCCUCAAAGCCACGGCGCAAGACUUGUUACAGUACCUCCGAUCGGCUUCCGGCAUACAGAUCCAGGAUCUGGCAUGGACACUGACCAACAGACGGUCUGUAUUACCCGUACGCCGCGCCCUCACGGCGCAGACAAUACCGGGAGUGUGUGCAGCCCUCGAAGCGACCAUUGCGUCCAUCGACAAGAAAGAGGGUCUCGUCGUGUCGAGCUUGUCCACCCGGAAGCCUAAGGUCCUGGGUGUGUUCACUGGACAAGGCGCACAAUGGUCCGCGAUGGGCAAGAUCCUAAUCUCGGCCGUUCCUCACGCCCGCAACGUAAUCUCCCAGCUGGAUCAGUCGUUGAGCAGCCUACCUCCACGCUAUCGGCCAUCAUGGACCCUGUACGACCAGCUCAUGCUCGAGGGUGACAGCUCCAACGUCUACGAUGCCCGCUUCUCCCAGCCCCUCUGCUGCGCGAUCCAGAUCAUCCUAGUGCAGAUGCUCACGGCAACCGGCAUCAAGUUCGAGGUGGUCGUCGGGCACAGCUCCGGCGAGAUCGCGUGUGCUUACGCGGCAGGAUUCAUCACCGCCUCCAAGGCGAUUCGCAUCGCUUACUUACGGGGUCUUGUGUCGGACAAGGCGGCGUCGCCCAGUGGUGUAGAGGGCGCAAUGUUGGCUGCGGGCUGCUCCCAAGAAGACGCCGAGGAACUCUGCGGUCUAAAUGUCUUCCGUGGUCGGAUCUGCGUUGCCGCAAGCAAUGCACCGGACAGUGUCACCAUCUCGGGCGAUGCCGAUGCCAUUGAAGAGGCCCGCGAGGUCCUAGAAGACGAGUCUAAAUUUGCGAGACAGCUUAAAGUCAACAAGGCUUAUCACUCCUUCCACAUGAAGCCAUGCGCAGAGCCUUACAUGAGAGCUCUGCAAGACUCAGAAUGCGACGCCGUCGACGCCAACACCACCAGCACUGCCGAGCCAUCCACGGUAUGGAUCUCUUCAGUGCAAGCAGGCCAUCGCAUGAGGGGGCAGGACGUCACCGCCAACUACUGGAAGGACAAUCUCCUCUCGCCUGUGCUAUUCUCGCAGGCUGUCGAGCAUGUGGCGAGGAAUCUGGAGCCGGUGGACCUUGCUAUUGAGGUCGGCUGCCAUCCCGCUCUCAAGGGCCCGUGUCUCAAGACCAUCAAAGAAUGCGUCGAGCCCGGCGCUCCCGAGCUCCCAUACGUCGGAUGCAUGCGGCGAGGUGCCGACGACCUCGAUGCUUUUGCAGACGCGCUCGGGUACGUCUGGGAGCGCUUCGGUACCGAGAGUGUGAGCCUCGCCGGGUUAAACGAGAUCCUGCCACAGACGCCGGUGAACAGCCUCGCCAAGGCGCUGCCUCCGUACCCGUGGGACCGGUCCAAGUCAUACUGGCUGGAUACCCGGCGGACUCGCUUUUUCCUCCGCGGAGGCGAACCCAAGCCGCAUCUCCUGCUGGGGAAGCUCUCGGCGGACAGCACUUCGACGGCAUUGCAGUGGCGCAACUCGAUCCGGCCAAGGGACAUAUCGUGGCUGGACAGUCACCAGCUACAGGGCCAGACGGUCUUUCCCGGUGCCGGCUACGUUGUCAUGGUAGCUGAGGCCGCCAUGCACGUCGCCAAAGGCCGAUCCGUGCAGCUUCUGGAGGUAUUUGACGUUGAGAUAUUCAAAGCCGUGACAUUUGACAACGAGAGCAGCCUCGUUGAGCUAAGCCUAUCCCUCGAGGUCUAUCCGGCGCCCGCGAGCGCCCAUCAUGUCUCGGCCUCCUUCCGGAUAGACUGCUGUCUAUCUAGAGAGGACGCCAUGUCCCCGUCGACCAGCGGCAAACUCAUCAUCACUUACGGCCCUGGCGCCCCCGACACCCUGCCGGUUGCGCAUGUCGAGCCGCCACACAUGAGCAACAUCAGCGUCGACGCGUUUUACAAGGAGCUCUCGGCGGUCGGCUACGGCUACACCAACGACUUUCGCGGCCUUUCCAGCAUGAGGCGGGCCGACUUCAAAGCCUGCGGCUCCAUGAGGCUACCCCAUGCAGGAUCGGCGGAUGGCGACGAUCAACUGCUGCUACACCCCGCCACCCUGGACAAUGCUUUCCAAACCCUCAUAGCUGCCGUAUCGGCCCCGGGCGACGGACUGAUGCGCUCACUGCUGGUGCCGACAUCGAUCGGCCGGAUCGCGCUUAACCCUUGGCUCUGCGGCGAGGUGUCAAGGUCUAGCGAGGAAGUGCACUACAACGCGACCAGCACCACGAGCCGGAUCAGCUCGAUCAGCGGCGACAUCGAGGUCUUCGAUCCCAGGACCGGGCACAUCAUGUUCCAGGUCGAGGGUAUCAGCACCAAGGCGGCCUCGGCCGCGACGAAGGCCAAUGAUCAUACAAUGUUCAUGCAUUGGGAGUGGGACCGGCUCGUGCCUGACAAACUCCUCAACAGGGCCGAGUAUGCGGCGACAGACGCCGACAGGGAAGUGGCCUCUGCCAUGGAACGCAUCGUCUAUUUUUACAUCAGGUCCUUCUUGGAAGACCAUGCGGCCGAGAAACUGGCUGAUCUCGCUCCCCACCAUCAGACGCAGAUCCGGUGGUUCCAGCACAAGAUGGACGAAGCCAGGCAAGGCCGGAGCCUGUUCUACCAGGCGGAGUGGGAGAGGGACCAGCAGGCCGACAUCCAGAGCGUCAUCGCCAGACAUGAAGCCAACUCGCACGUGAGGCUGAUCCAGCGGGUCGGCGAGGGCCUCCGGGACGUCUUCUUCGAUGGUAGGAACGCGUUCGAGCUCAUGGACCACGACGGGCUGCUGAGCGAGUUCUACGGGAGCGACUCCGGGUUCGGCCCGGCGUACUACUACAUGCAGCAUGCCAUCGCCCCCAUCUUGCAUCGGUACCAAAAGAUGGACAUCCUGGAAAUCGGUGCGGGCACUGGAGGGGCGACGAGAUACAUUCUGGACCAGGACCCAGCUCCGGCGUUCAACAGCUACACCUUUACCGACAUCUCGACGAGCUUCUUCGAAAAGGCCCACGAGACAUUUGCCCAAUUCGAAGACAAGAUGGAGUUCCAGGCCCUUGAUGUCAGGCGCAGCCCGGUGGAGCAAGGGUUCACACCGCACUCGUACGACCUCAUCAUCGCCUCCAACGUCCUGCACGCGACACCGAACUUGCAGGAGACCAUGGCCAACGUGAGGACGCUGCUCAAGCCCGGCGGCAACAUUGUUGUCGUCGAGCUCACCAGCCCACGCCACUCCCGCAUCGGGUUCAUAUUCGGCCUCUUCGCGGACUGGUGGGCCGGGGUCGACGACGACCGGGUGCUGCAGCCGUACGUGUCCAUCGAGAGGUGGGAUGGCAUCCUCAGAAAGACGGGCUUUUCGGGCGUGGCCAGCAAGUUCGAGGACCCGGAGGACGAGAUAUUCCCCACGUCCGUGUUCCGGUCCGAGGCCGUCAACGAUAAGGUAGCGCGGCUGUACGAGCCGCUGCUCUUCCCUGCCAGGGAUCCGAGCCCAACUGUCGUCGUCGUCGGAGGCGCAACGCCGAAGUCGUCGAGGAUCUGCCGGGGGAUACAGAAAAUCCUCCCGGCACGUCGUUUCGAGCUGCUCCAGAGUCUCGAGGACGUGGGCGCAGGCUGGCUCGGUUCCGAUGUCAAGCCCACUUUCCUGGUCCUCUCGGAGCUGGACGACCCGGUGUUCGCCGGCAUGAACGAGGCCAGGUUCGAGGCCCUCAAGGUCCUCGGCGAAGCCGCCGGGCAUAUGCUCUGGGUAACGGAGGACGCGUGGCUGGACCCCGUCAAGGCGAUGGCUAUUGGUUUCCUCCGUACCCUGCGUCUAGAAUGCGUCCAGUGCGGCAUCCAAGUCUUAGACGUGGACGACGCCGACAAGCUGGGUUGGGAGUACCUGGCAGAAACCCUCCUCCGGCUAGAGGAGUGUUCGGACUGGCAGGAUGCCGGGCUACUGUGGACAUUGGAGCCGGAGAUCUACGUCUCACAGGGCCUCGCUCGCAUCCCCCGUCUCAAGCCAAACAGACCCAUGAACGACCGUCUGAAUUCGGGACGCAGGGAAGUGCUGGCCGACGCGGAUCCAAAGACUACGCCCGUGGUCCUCUACCAGGACGAUGACGCUGCCUAUCUCCAGUCCAACGACACUUACGAACCGGAUGUCAAGGAGGGUCCAGGCUUCAGCUGCAAACCCCUAACUAGCAGACUGCGGGUACUUCACUCCCUCGCAAGAGCCGUCCGCCUCGGCAACUUCGGAUACUUCAAUGUUGUCCACGGCAUCUCGGUAAGCAGCGGCGAGGCCGUCAUUGCCCUCUGCGAGGAAAACGGCUCGCUGGUCGAUGCCGCUCCCGACCGGGUCGCCCAUCUGCCAGGCCAAGCCAGGCCAGCCCUCCUCCUCGCGGUCGCGGCAGAUCUCCUGGCGCAGACACUGGUGGCGGAGACCGCGCCGGGGGCGCAUAUACUCAUCUACGGCGCUCCCAGGAUAUACGAAGACCGCAUCGCCCAGAGAGUCAAGGCCAAAGGGAUCCGCGCCACCUUCGCCUCGGUCCGUCCGAGAACCGCGGAAGACGAUGACGCGGCCGGCGAGGACUCCUCCUCCUCCUCCUGGUCGUCAUGGAUACAGCUACACGAGAACAUGACCCAGCUCGCGCUCUCCAGGAUGCUCCCGCGUCACGUCAGCGCCUUUUACAACUUCUCCCUCGACCGGAGCCCCGUCGGCGCGGGCCAGGUCCUCUCCAAGCGCUUCGCCGCGCGGAGCUGUCCGACGUUUCAGGCGGAGCACCUCGCGUCCCUGACCGCGUCGGCGUGGACCCGGCAAACGGGGAACGCCCUGGGCGCGAUGCUGGACGAGUCCGUGAAGGUGUGUCUUGCUGCUGCAGCUGCUGCUGGCGUCGGAGCGGCGAAAGAUGUCCACGCGACUCCGGCGCAAGAGCUCGUCACGCUUCAGCGCCGCGUCGGCUACUCCACCGUCAUCGACUGGACCUUGCAUGACGUUCUCUCGGCACGGGUGCUUCCUGUGGAUUCCGGGAGACUGUUCUCGGACGACAAGACGUACCUGCUGAUCGGCCUCACUGGAGAUCUCGGCCGCUCCAUCUGCCGCUGGAUGCUCGGGCAUGGCGCCAAGCAUGUCGUGCUUUCCAGUCGACACCCACAGGUUGAGGAUAGAUGGCUUGCGGAGAUGCAAGAGCUCGGUGGGAACGUUAUGGUCUUGCCAAUGGACGUCGCCAAUCAAAAGUCUUUGGAUACAGGCUUAGACAUGAUCCGAAAGUCAUUCCCGCCCAUCGGUGGCGUAGCCUUUGGGCCUCUUGUUUUGAAAGACGUCCUCCUGAAAAACAUGCAGCUCGACCAGAUGCAGACGGUCCUUCACCCUAAAGUCACGGGCGCCCGCCUGUUGCAGGAGCGGCUCGACGAGCGGGAGCACCGGCUCGAGUUCUUCGUCAUGUUCUCCUCGUUCGUCAUGGUGUGCGGCAACCCAGGCCAGAGCGCCUACAGCGCGGCCAACGCGUACACGCAUGCCCUCGCCCUGCGGCGCCGCGCCUGCGGGCUGGCGGGCUCGACCAUCGACAUGGGCGCCAUCUGGGGCGUGGGCUACAUCGUCCGGCAGGGCAGGGACGAGGAGUACGAGACCAUCAGCUUCAAGUUCGACAAGGUCUCGGAGAUGGAGCUGCACGCCCUUUUCGCCGAGGCCGUCGUGGUCGGCCGUCCCGGUCCGAGCAGCAGCAGCAACGACGCCACGCAGCGCGAUGAGAUCGAGGUCAUCACCGGAAUGCGGUUCCUCGACCCGACGAAUAAAGAGCUCAUCCCCCAUUACGACGAUCCCCGGCUAGGUCACUUCAUACUGAGAGAGAAGCGGGAGAGCGCCGCUGGCGGGGCCACGACUCUGGUGUCUGUCAAGGAGCGCCUGCUGGAGGCCGAGUCCGUGGACGAGGUUUGCCAGAUUGUUGGAGACGGCUUGGCCGAAAAGCUCCGGGCCACGCUGCAAAUAACCCACGAAGACGGCGUGAAGCGGGAUACUCCUCUCAUAGACCAAGGGGUCGACUCGCUGAGCGCAGUCACGAUUGGAACCUGGUUCUCUAAGAAUCUCAACCUCGAGCUGCCCGUGCUAAAGAUUCUGGGCGGAGCCUCCAUCAAUGACCUGGCCGAGGAAGCCGCCGAACGACUACCUCCCAGCGCUACUCCGUUGGUCCACUGCUCCGACCUGAAAGUGCCGGUUGCCGUCCAGAGCAGCAGCGACGACUCGGCAUCCUCGCGUUCGUCAGACACCGAGCCCUCGUCCGUUUCCACGUCUCCGCCCUUGACUGCCAUUCCCGGGAACAAAGUGGGGGAUACACUACCAUUCGAGCGCAAGGCGUCCAUGUCCCUCAACCAGGAGUACUCUUGGAAGAUGCAGAGGCAGUCGGCCGACCCGACCAGGUUCAACUCGACCAUCGGCAUGUACAUGAAGGGCUACAUAGACCUGGACCGCAUGGCCUGGGCCUUCGAGGCCGUUUUGAGGCGCCACAAGAUCUUCCAGACCCGCUUCCCUAGCUCGGGCGAGACCGUGCAGAUAAUCAUGGACGCGCCCCGCAUCAGGUUCCGAGCUGUCCCCGUGGCUGACAGGGCCGCCGCUGAGCAAGGGUUCAAGGACGUCGACGGCCAGAGCUACGACCUCGCGGCGGGGGACACACUCAAACUGGUCGACUUUUACUGGGCGCCGGACGAGCAUAUCGUCAUCAUCGCCUACAACCAGCUUGUCUGCGACGGCUGGACCUACGAGCGCCUCUUCGUGGAGCUCGCGCAGAUAUACGACGGCAACAACGACCUGCCGCCGGCGCCCCAGUACGCCGACUUCGCCGCCCGACAGCGGGCGGCCUAUGAGAAGGGCGGCAUGGACGCGGACCUGGCCUACUGGAAGUCCCUGCACGAGGCACUCCCGGAGCCGCUCCCCGUCCUGUCUCUGCCGCCGGGUUCUCCGCCGGCCGCCGCGGGAGACCCCAAGCCCCCGCCCUCGUGGGACCAGCACGUCCUCAAGGCGCGCGUGAGCCCGGCCACGGCAUCCCGCAUCCGGAACGUCUGCCGCAGGUCCAAGGCGACGCCGAUGCAGUUCUACCUCGCCUCGUACUACGUCCUCCUGGCGCGGCUCACGGGCAGGGCGGACAUGGCCAUCGGCGUGGCGGACGCCAACCGGCCGGACCUCGACGACCUCUCGACCAUGGGUCUCUUCCUCAACAUGCUGCUGCUGCGGCUGGGCCACACGGCCGGCGACACCUUUGCGUCGGCACUCUCGCGGGCCAGGGAGCACAUGCGCGGCGCAGUACUGCACUCGCGGGCGCCGAUGCACGUCGUCCUCGAGGGCCUGGGCGUCGACUCGGCGAAGCCGCACGCCUUCAUGCAGGCAGUCUUCGACUACAAGCAGGGUCAGGCCGAGAGCGGCGCCCUCGGCGAGGCGCACAUGGCGGGGGUCCUGGCGUCGCGGUCCCGCACGCCGUAUGACAUCACGCUGGAGAUGUCGGACGACCCUUCCAAGAGCCCGCUGCUCACCUUCAAGCUUCAGUCCUCGCAGUACAGCCCUCGGGACGUGCGCGAGGUCAUGGGGAGCUUCAUGUCGUUACUCGACGCGUUCUCGCGGGACCAGGGGACUCUCAUCAGCGAGGCUCAGUUAGAUUGGGAUGAUGUGCAGUUUGCUUUUGAGGAAUAG